Megalobrama amblycephala (Wuchang bream) is the source of this 1837-nucleotide messenger RNA. It is a transcript of the gene hcnl1, whose product is annotated as potassium/sodium hyperpolarization-activated cyclic nucleotide-gated channel 1. Lineage: Eukaryota; Metazoa; Chordata; Actinopteri; Cypriniformes; Xenocyprididae. The record is from RefSeq and is a predicted model, not a curated record. The coding region runs from base 41 to 1630 and encodes 529 amino acids. Gene Ontology annotation, biological process: transmembrane transport; monoatomic ion transport. The transcript has 11 exons. Gene Ontology annotation, cellular component: membrane. Gene Ontology annotation, molecular function: monoatomic ion channel activity.
UAAAAUUCAAACAGAAAUAACGGCUAUAACGUAUCUGCUUAUGAGUUGCUCAGUCGCAAUGAGUGGAAAUAGCUUAAGUGGUCCUGAAAAAACACGCUUUCCAGGCCUUAAAUAUCUCGUAAAAGGAAGACAAUUAGAGUGUGUUGAAGGGAACGAAAAUGAGGAGAAAAACGAAGCUGAAGGCGAAACCUACCGCUGGAUCUUGAACCCAAGGAGUUACUUCAGGCAUUACUAUCUUGUGUUUAUGGUGGUCCUAACAUUCGUGAACCUUAUAACAAUUCCUCUAGACAUGGCAUUUUCUGAAGAUAUGCAUGAUAGUGCCCACAAAUACUGGGUGGCCUUCAAUGUAUUCUCAGAUGUCAUGUUUUGUAUUGAUGUUGGCUUUAAUUUUCGAACUGGUAUUUUCAAUGAAGACGGUCAGGCCAUCCUUGAUCCAAAACUAAUAAGAAAGGAUUAUUUCCGGUCUUGGUUUAUUCCUGAUAUGGUGGCUGCAUUUCCGGUCGACAUUAUCAUUAUUAUUGUGGAGCAUGUUUAUGAAGCUGACACUAUUUCACUGGUGGCUUCGAAGAUGGUGCGGAUACUUAUGUUUGUGAGGGUUCUCAGUCUGAUCCGUUUACUCCGUGUGCCAAAGCUUCUGAGAUUCUGCUUUGAAUUGGAAGAUGUCUCCGAUAUACAGCUCGAAGUAGUCAGGAAGUCAUUCAGGGUUUUCUUUGUUUUCCUGAUGAUGGUCCUCAUUUGGCACUGGAACACUUGUGUUCAGUACUUCCUAUCUGUAAUGGAAGAGUUUCCCCUAGACUGCUGGGUUGUACAAGAGAAAAUUGUGAAUAAAUCGAUCGGGGAAAAAUACUCCUAUGCUUCCUUCAGAGCUUUCUCUCAAAUGGCCUGGAGAUCAACUGAAUCAAUUUACACACCAAGACGUGUGGAUGAACGGUGGAUAGCUCUUGUUAGUAUGGUGACUGGAUAUAUAAUGUGUUUUGCAUUUAUUUCUUGCUUGAUCAGUGCAAUUGGAUGCAUGUCUGUGACUGGCAAUGCAUACAAGAUAAAGAUGAACCAGCUACAAUCCUCCCCAAUGUUCCAAAAGCUUCCCAGAAUGUUGCGCCAACGUACCACUGCCCAGUACAAGUGGCAGUGGAAUAAGGAGAACAUCCUUGACUUGUUGUCAAAACGCCUCAGAAAGGAUGUUAUGGAGGAAAUGUGUUUCAACCUGCUGAACAAAGGCUCCAUGUUUAUGAAGCUUAACAGUGAAUUCACAGAAGCCAUCUUGAUAAAGUUGGAGAAUGAGUUCUUCAAUACAGGUGACAUCAUCAUUCAUCAGAAUGCUGCAGCUGACCACAUGUUCUUCAUUGACUAUGGACGGGUGCUGGUGAAGAACGAAUCUUUCAGCAUGGAGCUGUGUGAUGGAGAUCACUUUGGAGAGAUCAGCUUCCUAUUUGGUGGAAGGCAGUUGGCUACGGUUUCUGCUCUGACCACCUGCAGCCUUUUCUCCCUGUCAUUAGAAGAUUUUCAGGAGAUUGAGAAAGAGUUCCCACAUGUUGUGAACGAACUGAGGGCAGCAGCUCAACAGCUUAAAAAUGAUCUAGAAAGUGGUGGGCUGUGUCUCCAAGUUACAUCAACUUCGAGCAGUGUGUGAGAAGACAGACUAACGUGUAGUGUUUUAGCUUUUCAUUUAAUAUCUUGAAUAAGAUUAUUUUAUUUAAAAAAAAUUCAAACUUGGUGUUUAUAGUUUUAGAUGUUUAAGGUGCUGCAAUUAAUAAUUUUAUUUGAAUAAUUAUUAAUUUACUUGACAAAACGUAUAUCAAUGCAAUUUUCAAUACAAUAAAGUAUAUGUAUAAAGUUA